AUGGUGAUGCUCUCACAGUUAGAGUACGCAAUCAUCGUGUUUGGAUGUGGACGUUUGAGCUCACAGGAUGCUCAGCUGUGCUGGGGAAGUGGGAUUGAGGGGAGGAAAAGGACUGUGUGUGUUCUAACAUUCGUUAUUUUUGUAGGUGCUGGAGAGAACCUGGAAAACACGAUGGCAGCCUUUCACCACGCUGUUAAUAUAGGAACAGACAUGUUGGAGCUAGAUUGUCACCUGACAAAAGAUGAGCAAGUGGUUGUGUCCCAUGAUGAGAACCUGAAGAGAUCAACAGGAGUUGAUGUCAACAUAUCCGACCUCAAAUACUCUGAACUUCCACCCUAUCUCUGCAAGUUGGAUGUCACAUUUCAGAAAGAAUGUCACUGUGAGGGAAAAGACAACCGUAUUCCACUCCUGAAAGAGGUGUUUGAGGCAUUUCCACAAACUCCUGUCAACAUUGACAUCAAAGUGAACAACAAUGUGUUGAUCAAAAAGGUGUCAGAGCUGGUGCGUGAAUAUAAGCGAGAGCAUUUGACGGUGUGGGGCAAUGUCAAUUAUGAGGUUGUAUCAAAGUGUCUUAAGGAGAAUGCUGACAUUCCCAUCAUCUUCUGUUCUCAACGUGUCCUCCUCCUUCUUGGCCUGUUCUACACUGGUCUGCUGCCAUUCAUUCCUUUCAAGGAAGAAUUCUUGGAAAUUCCCAUGCCUUCAAUCAUCCUCAAGCUGAAAGAACCAGAGAAGAUGACAAGAAGCCAGAAAUUUAUUAUCUGGCUAGCUGACACAUUGCUAAUGCGGAAAGCGCUUUUUGACCACCUCACUGCUCGGGGCAUUCAGGUGUACAUUUGGGUACUGAAUGAGGAACAGGAAUACAAGAGGGCAUUCGAUUUGGGAGCAACUGGAGUGAUGACAGACUAUCCAACAAAACUUAAGGAGUUUUUACACAAUUAUCCAGCGUAAAGGAAGAAAACUGAGGAAGUUCUUGCAGAACAGAUU
Messenger RNA from Antrostomus carolinensis (chuck-will's-widow), 984 nucleotides. RefSeq names its product lysophospholipase D GDPD1. Gene Ontology annotation, molecular function: phosphoric diester hydrolase activity; phosphatidylcholine lysophospholipase A1 activity. The transcript is spliced from 10 exons. Gene Ontology annotation, biological process: glycerophospholipid catabolic process; N-acylethanolamine metabolic process. Gene Ontology annotation, cellular component: endoplasmic reticulum membrane. Bases 1 to 948 code for a protein of 315 amino acids. Lineage: Eukaryota; Metazoa; Chordata; Aves; Caprimulgiformes; Caprimulgidae. The record is from RefSeq and is a predicted model, not a curated record.